AUGCCGCUUUUACCGGCGCUUCUGCUGAAUGAUUCUCUGGAAGCUGAAGCUGGGUUGCUGGCGCCCAAUGAGGAGAGAAAAAGGCGUCGAGAUGGGCUUCACUUCAAGUGGACGGGCCAGAGUGUGGGCGACGAAAGCGCACUCUUGCCCGACUACUGGGCCUUGCAUGACCACAAGACCUGCGCAAAGGGCCGGGAUAUCGCGUCCAGCAAGCCGAACGACCAUGGUGACACGGAGCUUGCCAGCCAGUCCCGACGACUCGGCAUGUCCAGCCAACACGAUCCCUCUAUUUUCCCUUGUAACAACAACGUAUCAUGA
Ustilaginoidea virens is the source of this 318-nucleotide messenger RNA. RefSeq lists its product as uncharacterized. NCBI's taxonomy places the organism in Eukaryota, Fungi, Ascomycota, Sordariomycetes, Hypocreales, Clavicipitaceae. The transcript has a single exon. Bases 1 to 318 code for a protein of 105 amino acids. The record is from RefSeq and is a predicted model, not a curated record.